Haemonchus placei is the source of this 957-nucleotide messenger RNA. NCBI's taxonomy places the organism in Eukaryota, Metazoa, Nematoda, Chromadorea, Rhabditida, Trichostrongylidae. The record is from the annotation of a GenBank genome assembly.
AUGCAUAACCCAAAUGUUGUUGAUGCUGUGCAGUUUGUUCCAACGGUGACCUUGGGAAACGCUGCGAAAUCUUUAGCGGAGCUUGCUAUUGCUACCCCUGCUAGCUUCUCAUACCUGGCACCAGCUGACAAUGAUCUCUCAACUCAUUUGGAGAGCACUACGGUCGUAAAACGUCGUACAGGGCCGAGCAUAGUCAAAGCAGUUAAACCGUCGAAUAAAGUUAAGAAUCUUGUCCUUGAUAAGGAUCACAAUCACGUCAAUGCGCACAUCCUUGGGGACAGCUCGUUGUCGUCCGAAAAGAAGGUGUCUGCAACUUCGAUACAUGAUGAUGAAAACAACAUGGAAACACUGGACAGACAAUGGGUUAUCGAUCGCAUCGCUCAACUUCGCUCGAAAACGUAUUGUAGUGGUGUCUAUGAAAACCACUCUUUUGCGAAUAUGGCCGGAACUGAUUGUCCGAAGAUUGAAAAGGAAGAGAAAAGUCUUGAUGAAAGCGGAACGAUUUUUCAAUCGCUAAAUGAAAUGGACUGGAUACUAGCUGUGGACGUCAGAGUGGUAUUCGCACUCGCCUCGAUUGUGAUAGGCUAUCGUGAACUGAUGUUGAUUUUCAAGGAGAACUCGUUUCUGUUGAAGACGCUUUCUACUGAACACUGGACUACGCUUUCACUGCUUGGCAUACGCGAUCAAGCACUGAAACGAGAUGAAGUUAACUCAGAGGUAAUUUCCGAGACCUUGCGCGGUCUUAAUCUCACGACUUUCGAAAUCAUUUCACUGAGAACGAACAACUUGGUGCGGCGAGAUGGACAAUCUCAAGCUCCUAUGUAUUCGUGGAUCAUUGAUUGCAGUGGUUCCUGUCCUGUCUGUACGUUGAAUCUGAAGUCUGACAUUGGUAGCAAGGAUCUUUCGGUGACAUCCUUUGUUUGUGGUGAGUUGCAGUUACCCUUAGCGUGUUCAUAG